Molecule: messenger RNA, 2680 nt
Organism: Uloborus diversus
Lineage: Eukaryota; Metazoa; Arthropoda; Arachnida; Araneae; Uloboridae
Product: general transcription and DNA repair factor IIH helicase subunit XPD-like
Exons: 23
Coding region: 197-2680 (827 amino acids)
Biological process (GO): positive regulation of mitotic recombination; transcription by RNA polymerase II; nucleotide-excision repair
Cellular component (GO): nucleus
Molecular function (GO): ATP binding; DNA helicase activity; damaged DNA binding
Source: RefSeq, a predicted model, not a curated record
CUAUUUAUUGUUUAACGUUGCGUACCUAAUUAUCGUUAUGUUUUAAAAGAUGUAUUGCAAAUUGUUUGUUGCAUUUUCGAUUUGCUAAGCUGUUUUUUUUAUUUUGCUUUUGAAUUUACAUGAUAAUUUUUCAAAAUAGUAAUAUCGCUGCUUAAUAUUAAAUGCGAAACUCUGAAUUGGCUUGGAAAUCUGAAAAAUGAAGGUCAAUAUUGAUGGUCUAUUGGUGUAUUUUCCAUAUGAUUUCAUCUAUCCAGAGCAAUAUUCCUAUAUGCUUGAGUUGAAACGAAGUCUUGAUGCUAAGGGCCAUGGACUUUUAGAGAUGCCUUCUGGCACUGGAAAAACACUCUCCCUGCUAUCUCUGAUUGUUGCUUAUCAUAAGGCCCAUCCUGCCGAAGUGACCAAAUUAGUUUAUUGCUCUCGAACAAUUCCGGAAAUUGAAAAGGUUCUUCAGGAACUGCGCCGUUUACUUACUUACAUUGAGAAAGAAACAGGCCAAGUCAAUAAAAUUGUAGGCUUAUGUUUGAGUUCUCGAAAAAAUCUCUGCUGCCAUCCACAGGUCAGCAGAGAAAAGGAUGGAAGAAUAGUUGAUGGCAAAUGCUUUGCUUUAACAGCUUCUCAUAAGCGCAGUAUGGCUGCUGUUGAUCCAAAUGUAGAUAUUUGUGCCUACUUUGAGGCUUUUGAUAGAAAUGGAAAAGAAUUUCCUCUACCGGCUGGCGUAUAUGAUUUGGAUGAUUUGAAGGAUUAUGGGAAGAAAAACGGAUGGUGCCCAUAUUUUUUGGCUCGACAUGCUAUCACCCAAGCUACCAUUGUUGUGUACAGUUACCACUACUUAUUAGACCCAAAAAUUGCUGAUUUAGUUUCAAAAGAAAUUUCUAAAUCAUCAGUUGUAGUUUUUGACGAGGCACAUAACAUAGACAGUGUUUGUAUUGAUUCUAUGAGUGUAGAUAUAACAAAAAGAACUAUUGAGAGGAGUCAUCAUGGCAUUCAAAUACUGGAAAAAACUGUAAAUAAAAUUAAAGAAACUGAUGCUAAAAAAUUAAAAGAAGAAUAUCAAAGAAUGGUUCAAGGGCUAAAAGAUGUAGGCAUCGCCAGAGAAACCGAUAUUGUUUUAUCCAAUCCAGUUCUUCCAGAUGAAAUCCUCAAUGAGGCAAUACCUGGGAACAUUAGAAGUGCUGAGCAUUUCAUUGCAUUUCUGAAGAGGUUUUUGGAGUAUGUUAAAAUGAGAAUGCGAGUGCAGCAUGUUGUACAAGAAAGUCCUGCUGCCUUUUUGAAGGAUAUUUUGCAGAAGGUAUGCAUUGAAAGGAAACCUUUGAGGUUUUGUGCUGAAAGACUUCGAUCGUUAGUGAGAACACUGGAAAUUACCGAGUUGAAUGACAUGUCUUCACUCACAUCACUCUGCAAUUUUGCUACUCUUGCAAGCACUUACAUGAAAGGUUUUACAAUUAUUAUUGAGCCUUUUGAUGACCGUACACCAUCUGUGCCAAAUCCAAUUCUGCAUUUUAGCUGUAUGGAUGCAUCAGUGGCUAUUAGACCUGUGUUUCAAAGAUUUCAAUCUGUUAUCAUUACUUCAGGGACUCUUUCUCCCUUGGAUAUGUACCCAAAAAUUUUGGAUUUUAGGCCUGUUAUAAUGGCUUCUUUUACUAUGACACUAGCUAGACCAUGUCUUUGCCCAAUGAUCGUUAGUAAAGGAAAUGAUCAAGUUUCUAUGUCAUCGAAAUUUGAAACCAGAGAUGAUAUAGCUGUAAUCCGUAACUAUGGUAAUCUACUUGUUGAUAUGUGUGGUAUUGUACCAGAUGGCAUUGUUGGCUUUUUCACAAGUUAUACUUACAUGGAAGCGGUUGUAGCAGCUUGGUAUGAACAGGGUAUCAUAGAUAACAUUUUGAAAAAGAAAUUGCUAUUUUUGGAAACUCAAGAUUCUGGAGAAACGAGUCUGGCUCUCCUAAAUUAUGUGAAGGCUUGUGAAAAUGGGAGAGGUGCGGUUUUACUUUCUGUUGCCAGAGGGAAAGUAUCUGAAGGAGUUGAUUUUGAUCAUCAUCUUGGAAGAUGUGUCAUCAUGUUUGGAAUACCUUUCGUUUACACUCAAAGUCGAAUAUUGAAGUCUCGUCUUGAGUACCUGAGAGAUCAAUUUCAAAUUAGAGAAAGUGAUUUUCUUACUUUUGAUGCCUUGAGGCAUGCUUCUCAAUGUGUUGGACGGGCCAUCAGAGGGAAAACUGACUACGGUAUCAUGAUUUUUGCGGACAAACCCAAGAUAUGUUCUUCUUUGCCUCGCAUACGUGACCCAGAUUUAGUACAAGAAUUAAAACGUCGAGGAAUUGAACUAACAGACAUAGGUCCAGAAACUCCUCCUAUUGACAUGCUCAUCGGUGCUGACUUUCUGGGAGGAAUAUUAACAGGAAGAAUAGAAGUUCUGCCAUCUGGUAUAACAGCCGUAGAAACGAAACUCGGAUGGAGUGUUUUAGGUCCAGGAAAGAAGAGCAGCAUAAAUAUGGUAUCGCUAUGUAUGCAUCACUCAGAGAUACACAAAAUUUGGGACUUGGAAUCUUUGGGUAUAACAGAUCCCACUGAGAGGAAAACAACUAAGGAGCUAGAUGAAGAAACGGUCACAUUUUUUCAAGAGACAAUUCGGAAAACUGGAAACAGGUAUGAGGUGGCUCUUCCAUGGACAUCCUCACUUGCAUGA